Trifolium pratense (red clover) is the source of this 957-nucleotide messenger RNA. RefSeq lists its product as uncharacterized. The record is from RefSeq and is a predicted model, not a curated record. NCBI's taxonomy places the organism in Eukaryota, Viridiplantae, Streptophyta, Magnoliopsida, Fabales, Fabaceae. The coding region runs from base 63 to 656 and encodes 197 amino acids. The transcript has a single exon.
GUAUCCAUAAAAAACGUCACUCUCUUUUUUUUCUCUCUCUCUCUCUCUCUCUCUCUCUCAAAAUGAACAAAACACAGUCUCUUAGGAUUCUACUCAACCAAGAAAGAAAAACAGAACAACAUAUAUAUAUGGAAAAACAGAAACUCCAACAAGAAGAAAAGGAAAAUAAAAUUUCAGAGUCAAAAAAUGUGUGGGAUUGUGGAAGUACACUCUAUGAUUCCUUUGAACUCAAUUCCCUCAAACACCAACUUCACUCAGCCAUAGGUAAUAAUAAUUCACACAUUAUAAACAGAACACUUUCCAUGUCUCAUUUACCGGAACGUCGAGUCACACUUCUUCAACAAUCUUCUUCUUCGUCUUCUUCUUCGGUUAUGUCAAGGAAGCCAUACAAGAUCUCUCGUUCUUUUCAGAAAUUUAUUCGUUCUAUUUUCAAGUCUAAUGUUACUAGCAGUAGCAAUAGUUUCAAAGUGUCGGAAAAAUGCUCUAAAGAGCGUUUGUUUGUGGUUUAUGAUAAAUCUGGAUCGGUUCUUUCUACUAUACCUGAAGUUCCUGAAUUUGAGAUUGGUUCUCUUUCGCCGGAUAUCUCUUCCUUGUUGGUUCGAAGGUCUGCUUCGGAGCGGUUCACAACCACCGCAAUUGGUAUUUCAUGCGGCUAAUUUGAGGUUUUACAUUUACGAAUAACUUAAUUCUUCUACCUUUAAUUAUAAGCGAAAGUUGGUAAAAAAAAUUGAAACAUUUAGUUGAACUAAAUACAUCAAUUUUUUUUUUAACAUAGGUUUAUAAUUAAAGUCGAAGGAAAUACUAAUUAAUUAGUGUUCUCAGCAUGAACUCGAUCAACACCGGUACGUAACGAGUGUGGCCGGAAGGUCUAACCUUCUAUGUCAACUCCGGUAUAUCGGCCUUUAAUUAUUGUGUUUGAUCCAUGCUGUUAUUAUUUAAUUAUUAAAGUUGAUUAAA